This is a messenger RNA of Protomyces lactucae-debilis, 882 nucleotides long. Its product is annotated as DASH complex subunit Ask1-domain-containing protein. NCBI's taxonomy places the organism in Eukaryota, Fungi, Ascomycota, Taphrinomycetes, Taphrinales, Protomycetaceae. The record is from RefSeq and is a predicted model, not a curated record. The coding region runs from base 1 to 882 and encodes 293 amino acids. The transcript is spliced from 2 exons. Gene Ontology annotation, biological process: attachment of spindle microtubules to kinetochore. Gene Ontology annotation, cellular component: mitotic spindle pole body; mitotic spindle; DASH complex.
AUGGCCUCCGACCUGGAACGCCUAGAACGGCUUGAACAGAGCAUCACCCAACUCCUCUACUCCAUCGACGGCAGUUUCGCCGCUUCACACCGCAUCAUCACCGCCAGCAUCCUACCCAUCGUCGAACAGUAUGCAGAACACAGCGCAGGAGUCUGGCAGCACGCAAAGUUCUGGAAGGAAUUCUUUGAACAAAGUGCCAGUGUCACUGUCUCUGGCUAUGUCGAGACACCAGGCGAGUACUACGAUGGAUCACCUCAAGACGCGUCCAUGCUCGACCAUGAAGAGACGCGUCGUACACCGAUCGCCCACAACAGGUCUGGCAACGCGACUGCACAAAGUCCGCUGGAUCUCACUGGAGAGGAAGACUCAAGACGCGCGUCAGAUGAGUUUGAGUCGCGUCUCGAGCUGCAGACACCGUUGCGGCAUGCAGUCGAUUUGACCACUUCAUCACCAGGCUCAGCGCCAGAGGGACUGCACCAAGAGCAAGACGAAUCAUCAACACCGACUGGUUCGCCAUCGUACUAUAAAGAGGCGACACCCAUGACGGGCAAGUCGACCUCCAAACGGCAAGACAAGCUGCUUCAUCGCGUGCUAGACACAAACUGGCGCGUCCAGGCCACGCCACUCAAGAGCAUUUACCACAGCACAUCACCCAUCGAUAGUCCGCAUCUCAGCAGGGAUGUGGGUCGCAUGUCGCUGACUGAUAAUGCGCGAAGUGGGCGGUACGAUGACAUGGACGAUGAUGUUUCCAGCAUGGGACAAGCAUCGCCUCCCGUCACCAUGGCCUUCUCCCUGCCUCCCUCCAAGCUACUGCGGACACCAGCCAAGGAAGCUGCACGCCAUAUGUCUACCGAGUCACGUCGGUGGCAGUUUAGCGGAUAG